UUGUGACGCUAUUUUUUGAUAUUGAGAAAGCGUAUGAUCGAACGUGGAGAUACGGCAUUUUAAGGGACCUUUUAAAUUAUGACAUUAAUGGAAAUAUGUUUUAUUUUAUUCAAAACUUUUUAACAGACAGGACAUUUCAAGUUAGAAUGAAUAACACUUUAUCUGACACUUUUAAUCAAGAGGAAGGUGUUCCUCAAGGUAGUGUCAUUAGUGUAACCUUAUUUCUUAUAAAAAUAAACGAUAUUUUAACCCCAUUACCAUCUACAGUGGACGGCAGGUUAUUCGUUGAUGAUCUGCGGAUAUCUUGUAAAGCAUCUCAUAUGCACACUAUCGAAAGAUAAUUGCAGCUCGCUAUUAAUAAAUUAUCCCAAUGGACUGAGUUAAAUGGUUUUAAUUUUUCUACAACUAAGACAACGAGUAUACACUUCUGUCGACAAAGAGGGCUCCACCCCGAUCCUGAACUGUAUCUCAAAAACUUCCGCAUUCCCGUUUUAAGCGAAACAAAAUUUCUUGGUUUGGUCUUAGACUCUAAACUCACUUUUGCAUCUCAUAUUAAACACUUAAGAAAAACCUGUGGACUGAAAUUAAAUUUACUUAAAGUUUUGACAAACACCUCUUGGGGUGCAGAUACAGAUGCCAUGCUCAAAAUUUAUAGGUGUAUCAUUCGAUCUAAACUCGACUAUGGUUGCGUUGUCUACGGAUCAGCUAGAAAAUCUGUUCUUAAAUAUCUUGACACCAUCCAUAAUUCCGGCAUACGUAUAGCAACAGGAGCAUUUCGCACAUCACCCAUAAAAAGUCUAAACGUUUUAUAUCAUGAACCAACUCUUGCUGAACGACGCAAUAAGUUAACAUUGAGAUACUAUUUUCAUGUCAAAAGCCAUCAUAUACAUUCCAUGUUUUCAAAUGUUACAACUCCAUCUUAUGAAAGAUUAUUUAGUAACAGACCCUCUGCAAUACCGACUUUUGGUUUGAGAGUAAGAAAGCUUUUAUCUGACCUAAACCUAGAAGACUUUAAUAUUUUACCUGCGAGCGAAUUAAGACCUCCUUGGGACGUCAUUUCUCUCCAAACUAUUGAUAUUUUUAACAAUCUGACAAAAGCACAAACUGCUGCUGACAUUUACUUACAGCUUUUUAAUUCACACCAAGAACAAUAUAGUAAUUUUAAUUCCAUUUUUACAGAUGGCUCUAAAGGCCUUGACCAUGUUGCAAGCGCUGUUGUUACCCCUAUCUCCACAAUAUCUGAAAAAUUACAUUCAAAAUGCUCCGUAUUUACAUCUGAAUGCCAUGCGGUUUAUCUGGCUCUUCAAUUUAUUUCUUCUCAAAGGUUGAAAAAAUGGAUAAUAUAUUCAGAUUCAAAAAGUGUUAUAGUUGCCUUACAAAAUAAAGAACUGAAUACACAUUCUAUUAUAAAUAAUAUUUUAAACCUAUACAGCAAUUUACUCCUAAAAGAAUAUGCCAUAAUUUUCUGUUGGGUGCCAGGCCAUGCUGGCAUUUCGGGUAAUGAAGCAGCAGAUAAAGUGGCUAAGUCAACAAACAAUGUAACAAACAACCCCCUUACCUACACAGAUAUCAAAAAUGCAAUUGACAAUGAACAGUAUUUACACUGGCAAAAUGAUUGGGAAAAUGAAAUAAAUAAUAAAUUGCACGACAUUAAACCUUCUAUUAAAUCUUAUAAAAGUCUAAACAUUAGUCGAAAGCAGGAAGUAAUAUUAAAUCGCUUGCGCAUUGGCCACUCUCGAUUAACCCAUAAACAUCUUUUAUUAAACGAAACUGCACCCGAAUGUUCUCAUUGUAGAGAACAGCUCACUAUUAAACAUAUUUUAACAAAGUGUAACGAAUUUAAAACACUGAGACAACGCCACUUUGGUUGCUUUAAUCCAACAUUGACUUUAUUAAUUGGAGAUAAACCCCACAAUAACAUUUUUAAUUAUCUAAGGGACAUUGGUUUUUACAAAUCAAUUUAGCUUUAACUUAUAGCAGAAUGUUUCUUAUAAAACAAGUUGUAGGUGCGGUAUGGCCAAAAAUGGCUUUUGCGCCAAUAAUACUUAACUAACUAACUAAUC
Messenger RNA from Parasteatoda tepidariorum (common house spider), 2063 nucleotides. NCBI's taxonomy places the organism in Eukaryota, Metazoa, Arthropoda, Arachnida, Araneae, Theridiidae. The record is from RefSeq and is a predicted model, not a curated record.